This is a messenger RNA of Exophiala dermatitidis NIH/UT8656, 804 nucleotides long. Its product is annotated as 3-oxoacyl-[acyl-carrier protein] reductase. Bases 1 to 804 code for a protein of 267 amino acids. Lineage: Eukaryota; Fungi; Ascomycota; Eurotiomycetes; Chaetothyriales; Herpotrichiellaceae. The transcript has a single exon. The record is from RefSeq and is a predicted model, not a curated record.
AUGCAGUUCCAAGCAACGGCAGGGAAUCAAGCAGCAGCUAGUCUUCAAGACAAAGUUGCUAUCGUGUCGGGAAGUUGUUCGGGCAUUGGCGAAGCUAUUGCGCGAGAGCUCGCGGCCAGGGGUGCUCAAGUCGUCGUGAAUUAUCCAUUUCCUCAGCUGGAGUCGUCCGCCAAAGCCAUCGUCGAAUCACUACCGACGCCAUGCAUAGCCGUCGAGGCUGAUCUUUCCACGACUACUGGACCGGGUGAACUGGUUAAGCAGACUGUGGCAAAAUUUGGCAGAGUCAACAUUCUGGUCAACAACGCCGGAGCGGCAGUGAACCUGCCUCUUGAAGAACACACCUUGGCACAUUGGGAUAAACUCGUCAACUUGAAUGGCAGGGGAACAUUCUUGUUAACCAAGGAGGUCUUACCCUAUCUUCCCAAGAAAGAAGCGGGCGGAGGUGGAAGAAUUGUCAACAUUGUCAGCAUAUCCGCUCGAGCACCUCCACCACAUCAAACCAUCUAUGCUGGAACCAAGGGUAUGGUGGAAAGUUUUACAAGAUGCUGGGCCAAAGAGCUUCCGCCCAAGUACGGAUGCACGGUCAACGCCGUGAGUCCGGGGGCAACACGAACUCCCGCAUUUCCUGAGAGAGGCUCCAAGGAGUAUGAGCUCCUGCAGCCUACCAUCGAUGGAACACCGUGUGGACCACGCAUGGGAGACCCAGAGGAAAUAGCCCACGCAGUGGUUUUUUUGUGCGAAGAAAGAUCGCGUUGGAUCAAUGGGACCAAUAUCUUUGUCACAGGCGGCCUGUAUGUGGAUUGA